Cannabis sativa is the source of this 1446-nucleotide messenger RNA. RefSeq lists its product as uncharacterized. The transcript has 4 exons. Bases 249 to 1088 code for a protein of 279 amino acids. Lineage: Eukaryota; Viridiplantae; Streptophyta; Magnoliopsida; Rosales; Cannabaceae. The record is from RefSeq and is a predicted model, not a curated record.
UUACUUUCACUCUUGCUCACAUUUGUUGGAGCUCUUGGUGAAGUGAGACUUGGAGUUUUAGAAGGAGGCUUUCAAGAGGUAGGAUUGGCCUUCCAUUUAGUUGGGUGUGUGGGCAGGCGCCAGGGAGAGUUGAUCAAGUUCUUCGAAUUGCGGAGGAGGAGCGCUAUUGGAACGUUCUAUUGUCUGAUUCUUCUCUUCGAGACAGCACUUUGUGGGAUCACGUUCCCCGUCAACCCGAAGAUCGAUUCAUGGCCCAAUCUUCUUUCACUCUUCCUCUGGCUGGUGACGGUGCUAUGGAACGUUUACGCUCACGCAAACAGAAGACUAGGACGACUCCUAGUGUUGAGAAGGAGGCUGUUACUACUGCUGCUCCUUCUUGUCCUUCUGCGAGGGCUCAGAAGAAGAAUAACAAGAGACCGUCUCCGGUUGAGUCGACCGAUUGGUUGAGUAAUACAGUUGAUCUUUCUUUUCCAUCUUCAGCGGCUGCACAUUCUGAGUUUGGCCUACACCUUGGUGAGGCCAGUAAGCUAUUAUUUCCAGAGGAUCGAGCUCGUUUUGAGAACAUCGGAGAAAUAGCUUCCAUGGAGUUGUCCAUCUCUCGCUCCUUUCAGGGUAUGCAAGGACUUAUGUACGCCUUGGAUAAGAUUAAGAACAUGAAGGAGCAAAUGAAGGACAUGAGGACUGAGCGUGAUACUUUGCGCGGGGAGAUUAAGGAGCUAAAGAGCUGCAAGAAAGAGCUUGACCGUGUCAGAGAAGAGUUACGAACUCAACUUGAUGCUAAGGAGCAAGAUUCUAAUCGUUUGAAGUCUGCCUUGGCUGAUCUUGCUACUGCCCAAGCUCGUGUGGACAUGUUGGAAGGUCGGUUAGCAGAAAUUGGACUGGAGGCUGAGAUCCAGUGUCGUGGAAAGAUGGCGAUGGAGUAUCGAGACAACAAGGCCGAGUCUUGGGACAUACCCCAGUACAUUGCUGACUAUGAAGAAUUGCUGCGGAUGAGGGCCGAGGAAGACGCUCGAACUAGCCAACUGGCUAACUCGUUUGAAGAGAUGACUACGAACGAUCUCCCGGUGGAUGACUCACAUCUUUCUUGAGUUAACUAUAUGUCAAGUGUUUUAUGUUUUUAAUGUUGUAAUAUGAACUUUUGUCUGGUUGGCUGACUUGCAUGGGUCUGGUGCCCCAUUUUCCCCUUAGUCUAAAUGUAGGUCAGCCAAAUUGGACUUAGACUUAGUAUUUUGGAAUGAUGUUUGUUGUAUGCGCUAUGUAUUUGUUGUAGUAACUGGUUUGGCUGACUUGUAUGGGUCUGGUACCCUAUUUUCCCCUUAGUCUAAAUGUAGGUCAGCUGAGUUAGAUUUAGACUUAGUAGUUCAGAAUGAUGUUUGGACUAUGUGGUUCGUUGUAUGCGUUGUGCUUCUACUUCAGUAGAAUAUUGUCUUGAAUUUAUUUUCGUUC